UUCGGACAACGGGACCUCGGAGCAUGUCUUUUCAAACGGAGUGGUACGCACGAUCGAAAACAAGUUUUUGAUUCCAUGUGCUUUAUUGAGUGUUUUGAUGUGUGAAGACUGCUGAUAUGAGAUUUUAAUUCAAAUAGUUCAAAUUAAAUAAUGAACAAGCCACUCUCGAGCAACGUUCCCCAACCUUUUUUGUGACACGUUUAGGUGUCAGACAAAUUUUACCAGGGGGGAGGGACGUCGGUGCCUCCCCAGUCAUGAACCUCACCGCACGUCGCUGGUGACCAGUCAUCUUUCCUCGAACUCCAGAAUCGGACGGUUGAAGGCAUUUUUAUUCAAGUGCAUUUUCUAUCAUUACGUAAAGUGAGAUUUUCCUGUGCUUUCAAUGGACAUCGUCAAUCCGUAAAAAAAAUAUGUCUAAAAAAUAAUAAGCCUGCCCGCCUUCCUUAUGUCACCACGCGCCACUUGCGUUAUUUCAGUUUAAAACAAAAAAGACAAAAGUAAGCAAGCAAGAAAGAGGAAUCGGGCUUUGACAACCUCCUUUCCUGGACGCCUUGAAUGGCAAGGCUACUAAAGGCGUACUCGUGUGGUUCCAACCUGGCAACCCGCUUGCGAACCCCGGAGCAGAGCAGAGCAGAAGCGGAGCAACAGCAACAGCAGCAGCAGCGAGCAGAGCAGAGCAGAGCAGACGGUGCAGCCAGCUUCUUGUCUCGUCGCCGAGCUCGCAAGUCAGAAGCGCCUUCGCUUGAGCCGUGGGUCGGGCGGCUCGGUGCCAAGCUCCUUCUCGCAAUCCUCCGGCCAGACGCUGAGCCCGCGCUCCUUCCUCCGUCACAGGAGAGAAGCGGGCGAAGCUCUCCGGCCGAGCCCGCGCUCAUUGCCUCGGAAGUCAUCGUCUUGAGCAAGUUGCCGACUCGUGCGGCUGACCACAUGGCGAAAAAGAACCAAAAAGACACUUUGGGGGUGGUGUUUGACACGCGCUCCAAGAUGGUCAUGUCGCAGGGAGGGCCGCCGGAGAGGAUGAAGGAAAAGAUCGGCGCCGUCAGGGCGAUCGUCCCCAACAAAAGCAACAACGAGAUUGUUUUGGUGUUGCAGCAUUUUGAGAACUGCGUCGACAAGGCCGUCCAAGCCUUCCUUGAAGGGAGCGCAGCAGAGAUUCUGAAGGAGUGGAGCGUGUCCGGCAAAAAGAAGCCCAACAAGAAAAAGAAGCCCAAGGCCCAUCCGGAGGCGGCAGCGGAACCGGGCCCGUCCGAACAGGGCAAGGGCAAGAGCAACGGCUUCCACCCCAAUGGAUCGCUGGCGGAGUCGCUCGACUCCCUGAGCGAACGCUUGGACUCGGGUUCCCCGGACGCGUCGGAGCCGGACUCUGAGCCCAGCGCAUCGGAACUCGCCGGUGCAGGAGCGGCGAGUCCGCCCUCUGGGCCUGGAAGCGGCGAAGCGCAAGGUCGGCAACGCCGCGACCACCCGGCGCUCCCCGAUGGACAAAGUGGGUCUGCGGGCAAAAUGAUUGCUCGCAACGUGGAGCGCUCGGCCAAGGACUUGCAGCGGUGCGCCGCGUCGCUGACUCGCUACAGCGUGUUGCUGAAGGAGGAGAUGGAGUCGUCCCUCAAGAGGAUGAAGCAGACUUUUGCUGAGCUCCAGAGCACCCUAAUGGAGCGAGAAGUGACCCUGCUGGCUGAAAUGGACCGAGUGAAGGCAGAGGCCAUCGGGAUUUUGAGUGGCCGGCAGAAGAGAGCCCAAGAGCUUCGCAGGCUGACGGAACGCUCGGCGGCCAUGUCGGAAGAGCAACUGACCAAACUGCGGGCCGACAUCAAGCACUUUGUGAGCGAGCGCAAAUACGACGAGGACCUGGGCAAAGCCCUCAGGUUCACCUUCCAUCUGGACCCGCUAAAGGCCAGCAUCAUGCAAUUUGGAUCUGUUUACCACCCUCAGACGGCCUACUCGGAUGGAUCCCGGUGCAGCUCGGCGGCGGCCGGGCCCAGCAUCGCCGAAACCCUUCCCCCCGACCAGCUCCGACCUCUGCCGGCCAAGCAGAUCUUCCAAGGCACCCGGCGCACGUACCAGGGACAAGGCUAUCAGUUCGGCGGCUCCUACCACGAUCGAAACCCCGGCCGCGGCGACCGAUGCCCCCCAGACAGCUCCCGAGGCCUGCACGGCAGCCCCAACCACGAUCGAAAUCACGGCCGCAGCGACCGUGGCCCCCCGGACAGCUCCCGAGGCCCGCACAGCGGCUCCAACCACGAUCGAAACCCCGGCUGCCCCAAUCGCGCCUUCCGAAGCCCCCCGGACAGCUCCCGAGGACCCCCGGACAGCUCCCGAGGACCCCCGGACAGCUCCCGAGGCCUGCCCGCUGCCGCCACCUCGUCCACCAUGUUGGCGGCCAAGCAGAAGGUGGCUUCCCACAACGGUCUCCCUCAAAGGCCUGCGCGCAUGGCCCGUCCUUGACACCGGAACGGCCGCCCCCACAGCCAUCCCCAAAAGAAGUCAACAUCGGCACAUCCUUGGAGCGAAGCGCUCGCGUGCCUCGUGGUUCCAGUCGGCGACCCGCGUGAGGCUUCUCUCUGCCGCCCGUCCACCUGCCGGCACUGCGAUGGUGCUCGACCAAAGUCUGCCCUCCUCCUGACCUUUUUUCUCGGCCCCUUUCAUUUCAUGACACAAUCUCAGCACAAGGAUGUAUGCUGAAACGAGUUGAGGAGCGUCACUGAGACAAAGCUGUGCUUUGCUGCCAUCUUGUGGCCUAAAUCUUUUGUGCUCUGCUGUUCUGUGGGCGUUAAUUACUCACGUGUUUUUGCUAUUCUGUCAGUUGUAGGGGUGGAGGCUUUGAUACUUUAGCGAGAGUGGUCAUUUUUAGACCAAUCACUUAUUGCCCACAUGUGUAGGUGGAAAUUGCAAAGCCACAAAGAGGAGACAUUGUGGACAAGGCAAUAGAUAACCUGACUCAUUUGGAGGUUGAUGUGGAAAGUCGAAAAAGUACGGCACAUGUCCUCAUGCUGCUUUUCUUCUGUUUUUGGCAUAGCAACGUCCAACUUGGUUCCCUGCGCGUUUUGCUGUUGCCUUUGUCCGACACACCUUUUUCCAUUUGCCUUUGUAGAAACGUUAAAGUUCAGGGAAAUACUUUUCAGAUAAAUGUUAGAAUAAAAUAUGCCUGCCUAGUUUAUUUUUUAUUUUUUAAUAUAAAUCAACUCUCGUUUUCGUACUGCACGAGUAAAGCUUCCUGCCGUGUGUCGACAGCAAAACGUGAAGGAAAACAAGUGAAAUACUACUUUGUGGAAGCUUCAGCAUGGCAUCCUGAAGCUAAAGGUGUGGGCAGAGGCAAGGUCGUCGCUCAGUCACGCCUCAGCGGCCUGGGCACAUGCCCGCCAGUCUGAGGGAAUGGUCCAUCACUUUGGACCAUGACGGACGGUGGCCCCUUCUCCUGCCGAAUGACGGAGCCAGCCGCCGAAUUUUGUAAAUUGCCCACAGCUGGCUGAAAUGAACGCUUUGUUUCCCCCCUAUUCUUUCAUUCAGUCUCCUACCUAUAUAUACACAUGUAUGCAUUUUGUAUGUUGGGGCAUCGUGGACGUCUCGUCGCUGAGACAACUAGAAACUCAAGUGCCUUUUCUUCUGGUCUCCCACUGAUGGGUCCUACGCACACCCAAAGCCACCACAAAUGAAUGGCAAAAAUGAACGGACCAAAGAUGUCGCCCUCCCCUCCCUAUCAGCGCACUUCAUUUAUUACCAAUAAACCCUUUGCAAUAUG
Molecule: messenger RNA, 3733 nt
Organism: Syngnathus acus (greater pipefish)
Lineage: Eukaryota; Metazoa; Chordata; Actinopteri; Syngnathiformes; Syngnathidae
Gene: spats2
Product: spermatogenesis associated serine rich 2
Exons: 13
Coding region: 556-2439 (627 amino acids)
Cellular component (GO): cytoplasm
Molecular function (GO): protein binding
Source: RefSeq, a predicted model, not a curated record